AAACCGGAAGUAGCCGUUUGGCCGAAUUCGGUGUGGCCACGUCGUAAAAAGGCGGGCCCCACCCACCGGCCAGCUCUCACCCCCUCUCGACGCUCCGCUCUUUGGCUGAGCAAAGAAAGCACCGGCGGGAGCGAGGAACGCGAGGCCCGGCGUCCAGGCCUCUCAGUCACCAGUGGCGAAGGGGAGAUGUCGGACCUCGGGGAGUGGUUCCGGAACAUCCCGUUUAUUACCCGCUACUGGUUUGCAGCUGCCAUCGCGGUGUCCCUCGUCGGCAAGCUAGGCCUGAUCAGCCCCUUUUACCUCCUCCUGUGGCCCGACGCCUUCAUCAACCGCUUCCAGAUCUGGAGGCCAAUAACUGCCACAUUUUAUUUCCCUGUCGGCCCAGGGACAGGCUUUCUAUUUCUGUUGAAUCUCUAUUUUUUGUAUCACUAUUCAUCACGUCUGGAAACAGGUGCUUUCGAAGGAAGGCCUGCCGACUACAUGUUCAUGCUGCUGUUUAACUGGAUUUGCAUAGUUAUUUCUGGCUUAUUAAUGAAUAUGCAAUUCCUGAUGAUCCCCCUGAUCAUGUCCGUACUUUAUGUUUGGGCCCAGCUGAACAGAGACAUGAUUGUGUCAUUUUGGUUUGGGACUCGGUUUAAGGCAUGCUAUCUGCCAUGGGUUAUCCUGGGUUUCAACUAUAUAAUUGGAGGCGGCGUCGUCAAUGAACUGAUCGGCAACUUGGUUGGUCAUCUGUACUUUUUCUUAAUGUUUAAAUAUCCAAUGGAUUUGGGAGGAAGAAAUUUUCUGUCAACACCUCAGUUUCUGUACAAAUGGCUGCCCAACACAAGAGGAGGGGUAUCUGGAUUUGGGAUUCCUCCAGCCAGUGUGCGAAGACCCGCAGAUAAUCGCCAGGGAGACACAAGACACAACUGGGGCCAGGGCUUCCGGCUGGGUGAUCAAUGAAACAAAAAAACAAAAAACUUUUUUUUUCUUUUUUCUGUGAGAAACAUUUGACAACACAUGGGAAUGUUUCUUGCUGUGGAGGGUAUCCGAGGACCAGGUUUGCUCUAGUGUUGUUGGCUCUGCCCCGUUACGAAUUCUUGUUUGUUCCUGGUGGAAGACAACAUGACUGAAGAGACAAGAUAAGAUUUAAUUCCAGGCCAUUAACUUCUUUAAUUCACUGCUGCCAUUAAAAAAAAAAAUGAUACUUUUUUUUAAGGGCGUCCAACAAAGCAUACUUUCUAGAACCGCUCUCUCAAGGGAAUUCACGUUCGUCAGUUUGGUCUUGUAGGCCUCGGUUCAUGAAAGAGCCCUGCAAAAUCCUUUCUGAAUCCAAUUUGGGUUCAAAAAAAAUCAUCGGAGACUUUUCUCCCUCCAGUUUGAAUUAAAUUAAAAUGUUCAGGUCCACAGUAAUGCUAAGAAAAAACACUUCAGGUAUCUACAGUUGCAUUUCUCUUUUAUUUAGUUGGAAGCAACUUUUUUUUUAUCCCCUUUUGAGUAACAAGUACUUAUUUACCCAAAUCAGAUUCAAUUGGUAAUGAAUUCUACCUGGAGCCAUUAAACAAAGGAAGAAAAGUUUGGCUGAAUAAUGCUAGUUUUUAAUUUGCAACCUUACUGCAGCCUCUGUACUCCCAGCAUAGCAAAUGCGGUGGCAUUUUAAAUGCCCAGUUCUGUCUGCACUGACUUUGGAAUGAGUUCUAUUGAUCCUGAUUUUGUUGGGGUUUAAUCCUAUGCAUAUUUAAUUGGAAAUGAGAAAAAAAAUAUAUAUGAUCUGUUGCCUCGAAUGUAUAAUGGUGGCUUUGGUGUGUGUAUCCUGGCAUGAAGGACUGGGGAAUGCUUCUCUCACAGGUGAGCGUGAGAGAGACAGACUGAAUGCAGAAAGAUCUGUUGAAUGCUUAAUGUAGAAAAUACCUCUUUGUAUAAAUGAUAAAAGCAACAGGAAUCGGAUAGCUGAGCUUAAUAAAACAGAUAACUAAC
Ahaetulla prasina is the source of this 1956-nucleotide messenger RNA. It is a transcript of the gene DERL1, whose product is annotated as derlin 1. NCBI's taxonomy places the organism in Eukaryota, Metazoa, Chordata, Lepidosauria, Squamata, Colubridae. Bases 187 to 942 code for a protein of 251 amino acids. The record is from RefSeq and is a predicted model, not a curated record. Gene Ontology annotation, biological process: endoplasmic reticulum unfolded protein response. The transcript has 8 exons. Gene Ontology annotation, cellular component: Hrd1p ubiquitin ligase ERAD-L complex; endoplasmic reticulum membrane. Gene Ontology annotation, molecular function: misfolded protein binding; ubiquitin-specific protease binding.